AAACACGGCAGUAGGUGACAAUGCGUACCAGCGAAUACAUUUACUUCUGUGGUUUAGUGCUUGGAUGGCAGCUACAGCUUUCUACCACCCAAUCGGAGGAACCUUCUUCCUCCACGGAGUUCGUAACGGAGGAGAUCACAAAUGUGACGGAACCAUACAUUUCUGCCAUACCGUACGCUCUGUCUUUUAGCGAUGAGAAUGAGCUAGUGUUUGGAGUGGUUAGCGAGCAGGCGGAAGAAUCCAGCUACAGCUCCACAACGGACAGUAAUCACAAUGACAGUUUUCCAAAUUUUGCCACGCAUAAUACAUCGAUUAGAUUGCGCAUUAAGGCUCCCUCUAUGCCGUCCGUGCCCGAGUACACUUUCAACGAAUUAGACUACCAAUUUCCUCCGUACAACUACGAUUACGAAAGUCUCCUGCGGGAUGCUGCCAACAGAUCAGGGCUCAACGAAUCACGUACACACACUCUGCCAGUGGUGCACCAGAUCGGCACACUCAUCAAUCCAUUCCAGGCACCGGCUUAUGCGCCUCUAUUGAUAAAUCCUGCCCUUAUGCCGCGAGACAACGGCGGUUACGCUUAUGGCGGCUUACCUAAGACGGAAUCGAAGGACUUACCGAAAUUCGCCUCCGUAGCAACACUGUUCAACGGCAUUCAGCCACGCGUUCGUAGUCCUACGAUCGACCAGAGUACCGUGAAGGAUAGCGCUACCACCGCACCAACAAAGAGUUUUCGCUCCAAAGCGACUGCUGCCAGGAGUGUGACCACCACCAAGUCCGCCAAGAAAAAGGACUCAAACAACGAAACGUGGUAAAAAGCAAACGUCCACCACAACGAGCAGUAGCAAACGAUUCCGCGCGGUCGCACACCACGAUAGUCCGGUAAAAUCGCGAGCUCAAAGUAAACCGACGCCGGCCAGGAAGCUGAAGACAAAGACAUCGGCCUUGCCUAGUAGCAAACGGUUCCGAUCGGCAAGGCGUACACGAACGACGCGGCGCAGGAGACCAACGAAGGUGCGUCGGUUCCGAAACAUGCGUCGCACAAAACCGACGGUCAGGAAAACUCCCAUCGCGAAACCGCGGUAUCGCAAGGCCACCCAGCGGCCGCGAGUUGUUGCACCGCAGUAUUUCGAUUAUGAUUUUUUUCUCUUCUGAAAGGUUCUAGGUCUUCUUCGGGAGCUUCCUUUUCACAUUGUAGCAUGCUAAGAAGAGUUUGAUUUCUGCACAAUAAACAUAACACACACACACAA
Molecule: messenger RNA, 1247 nt
Organism: Anopheles stephensi (Asian malaria mosquito)
Lineage: Eukaryota; Metazoa; Arthropoda; Insecta; Diptera; Culicidae
Exons: 3
Coding region: 21-812 (263 amino acids)
Source: RefSeq, a predicted model, not a curated record